CGCCGGAAGUGGGCGGCCGGGCGGCCCGACUGGUGGCAGUGCGCAAGGGCCUAGGCUGCCGUGGAAUCCGGGGCUAGCCAGACUGAGGGGAGUGAGAAGGCCCAGAGGCGAACUCGAAGAGGAGCUUCGGCGCCCCGAAGAGAAACCCGGCUACACCUGCCCGGGAGCCGGCGUUCUGUGAAGAUGGCAGGGCCAGAGCUGCUGCUCGACUCUAACAUCCGCCUCUGGGUGGUCCUGCCCAUCGUUAUCAUCACCUUUUUCGUGGGCAUGAUCCGCCACUACGUAUCCAUCCUGCUUCAGAGCGACAAGAAGCUCACCCAGGAACAAGUCUCCGACAGUCAAGUCCUAAUUCGAAGCAGAGUCCUCAGGGAAAAUGGAAAAUACAUUCCCAAACAGUCUUUCUUGACACGAAAAUACUACUUCAACAACCCAGAGGAUGGAUUUUUCAAAAAAACUAAAAGGAAGGUAGUGCCUCCUUCUCCUAUGACUGAUCCCACUAUGCUCACAGACAUGAUGAAAGGCAAUGUAACAAAUGUCCUCCCUAUGAUUCUUAUUGGUGGAUGGAUCAACAUGACAUUUUCAGGCUUUGUCACAACCAAGGUCCCGUUUCCACUGACCCUCCGUUUUAAGCCUAUGCUACAGCAAGGAAUCGAACUUCUCACGUUAGAUGCAUCCUGGGUGAGUUCAGCAUCCUGGUACUUCCUCAAUGUCUUUGGGCUUCGGAGCAUUUACUCUCUGAUUCUUGGCCAAGAUAAUGCUGCUGACCAAUCACGGAUGAUGCAGGAGCAGAUGACGGGAGCAGCCAUGGCCAUGCCCGCAGACACCAACAAAGCUUUCAAGACGGAGUGGGAAGCGUUGGAGCUGACGGAUCACCAGUGGGCACUAGAUGACGUCGAAGAGGAGCUUAUGGCCAAGGACCUCCACUUCGAAGGCAUGUUCAAAAAGGAGCUACAGACCUCUAUUUUUUGAAGACCAAACAGGGUUUAGCUAUGUCAGGACCUCGGAGUAGCGCUUAACCUUGUCACUGCCGUUUGAGCUGGAGCCUCUCAGAAUAAAAAGGAGGAUGCAUGAGCUGGUGGCGGGUGUGCAGGAGGAUUGUUCUUGUCUGAGCCGGGUUCUCUUUCACGCUUGACACUAGAGGAAAUACGAGGGAUGUGUGCUGGGUGACUUACCUGGAAACAGCUAUUUUUAAAAUGUUUUAAAUUUUCCUUCUGGCGACUCUAGUAAUAAAAGAGAAAGGGGGAAGACUCAAGCUAGUGAUUAUAUAUAAAACUUAGCAAAAAUUCAACCUUUGGAAAAAGCAUUAUCAGUUAUAACUAAUUAUUAUGUACAGUCAGCCUGUCUUCUGACCAUGGUAAACUCCUGUUCUCUUGGGAGCCAAGCACCCUGUGUUUUACCUUUAAUUUUCGUUAGUAUUUUUAUAACUUUCUUUAUACAAAUAAUACAUUUUCAUUACUGAAAAUUUUGGAACUAUGGAUGAGCAAAGUGAAAUUUCCUGUGGUGUUCAUUUUGAGCCUACAGAAUGACAAAGAGCAAAUGUGUCAAAACCUGAUUCAAAUAAACUCUUCAGAGUGAAUACCCGGGGCCAGGACAGACUUAGCAAACCUUCUAUGCUCUCAGUGCUGCCCAGCGAACAUCAGGGCCCUGAGACACUGCCAGAUUCUCACAUGCCUUUGGGAUCGUCAGAGAAGGGUUCAACAACACGAGGUCUUGAUCUGGACUUCAGAAUGUAUCUAAUCCAUUGACGAAUCAAUGGUGCUGUGCUGUCAAUGGCUACUCGGUGGAACAAAAGGCCCCAUUUCCCAGUUAUUCUGCAUAAGAGAGAGUUGACAUACCGCUGUAAGAAGGGAAAGAGGGUGAUUGCUGGCAGACACAUAGUUAAGGGUUGCCCCAGAAUAAAUCUCUGGAUUAACUCUCCCGGGAAAGUGGCAGGGUGCCGUUUCUGUACCAAGAGGCGAAUGUAAUUUGCAUGUUGAGCACUGUAAUCAACAACAAAUGACUCUUGACUCUACAAAUUAAACCAUCCUGUUUUCUCUUC
Messenger RNA from Equus quagga, 2038 nucleotides. RefSeq names its product ER membrane protein complex subunit 3 (gene EMC3). Gene Ontology annotation, cellular component: EMC complex; membrane. The coding region runs from base 184 to 969 and encodes 261 amino acids. Lineage: Eukaryota; Metazoa; Chordata; Mammalia; Perissodactyla; Equidae. Gene Ontology annotation, biological process: protein folding in endoplasmic reticulum. The record is from RefSeq and is a predicted model, not a curated record. The transcript is spliced from 8 exons.